Protopterus annectens (West African lungfish) is the source of this 7896-nucleotide messenger RNA. RefSeq names its product myosin XVIIIA (gene MYO18A). The transcript is spliced from 43 exons. Gene Ontology annotation, cellular component: myosin complex. Gene Ontology annotation, molecular function: cytoskeletal motor activity; protein binding; ATP binding. Bases 273 to 7766 code for a protein of 2497 amino acids. The record is from RefSeq and is a predicted model, not a curated record. Lineage: Eukaryota; Metazoa; Chordata; Ceratodontiformes; Protopteridae.
CACAAGCGAAUGCGCGGGCGGCGGGGAGGUGCGUGUGCCCGCGUAAGUCACAGUGCUGAAGUGGAGCUUUCACUGCCGCUGCACGGGCUUGUAGCGCUUGAGGUUCGCGCUGCUGCUCUCUUUCUCAGUGAGGAAACCCCUUUGGUGUCACCAGGGCGGUCACUGCUGAGACGGAUCAGGACAUGGCUGAAUGUGCCAGGAUUUGUUGAAAGGAACCAAAAUCACAUUUAACUCUGCUGGUUUUAGUAAGGAAUUAACCCUGCUCUUUCAAUAUGUUCCACUUUUUAAAAGAUAAGGAGAAAGACAAAGAUGUUUCCAAAAAAGAGAAAAAGGAGAAGAAGAAAGAGAGGAUGUCUGCUGCAGAACUAAAGAGUCUGGAGGAAAUGAGAUUGCGCAGAGGGUUUUUUAAUUUGAACCGCUCUUCCAAACGGGAGUCAAAAAACAAACUGGAAAUUUCUAAUCCCAUUCCAAUUAAAGUGGCCAGUAGCAGUGACCUCAACCUGACAGAUAUCGAUUCAGACUCUGUCAGCAAUCGAGGAAGCAUCAUUUUGGAUUCUGGGCAGCUCAGUACUGCCAGCUCUAGUGAUGACCUCAAGGGAGAAGAUGGCGUAUUCAAAGUUUCAGUUCUUCAGCGAGCAGCCAAAUUUGGCUCCCUUGCUAAGCAGAAUUCACAAGUUGCCCAGAUGGUAAAGAGGUUUUCUUUUUCCCAGAAAAGUAAAGAUGAUAGUCCAUCUGAGCCCUCCACGCCUUCAGAACAUUCUGCAGCACCAUCUCCUCAGGUAGAAGUCAGAACUUUUGAAAGCCAGGUAGUGAAACAAAAUCUUCCAGACCUUCACACAAAAGCUGUUUCUCAAAUGGUGCCUGAUGUGAAGAUCCCUGAAAUAGUGAGCAAAACAUUUAGUGCUGAUUUGAGGUUACCUCCCUUGGUUCCGCCUCAGCCACCUGAGCCAAGAGAGUUGGAGCUACAGAGGAGGACAACCGGGGAUUUUGGCUUCUCUCUGCGGAGGACUACUAUGCUUGACCGGGGAGCAGAUGGACAGGUAUACCGCAGAGUGGUGCACUUUGCUGAGCCUGGUGCUGGUACCAAAGAUCUUGCACUGGGACUAGUGCCUGGGGAUAGACUGGUUGAGAUUAAUGGUAAAAAUGUGGAAAAUAAAACCAGAGAUGAAAUUGUGGAAAUGAUCCGUCAGUCUGGGGAUACUGUACGAUUAAAGGUGCAGCCUAUUUUGGAACUAAGUGAACUGAGUCACCGUUGGUUAAGGAGCAGUGCUGGACUACGCAAAGAGUCUUUUGAUGUGAAAACAGAGGAGCAAAUUGCUGCAGAGCAGGCCUGGUAUGAAACCGAUAAAGUGUGGCUGGUCCAUAAGGAUGGCUUCUCGUUGGCAUCACAACUCAAAGCUGAUAAUGAGAGCUUGCCAGAAGGCAAAGUGAAAAUAAAACUGGACAGUAAUGGGACAAUACUGGAUGUGGAUGAAGAGGAUGUGGAAAAGGCAAACCCUCCAUCAUUUGACCGGUCAGAAGACCUGGCAUCUUUGUUGUAUCUCAAUGAAUCCAGUGUACUUCACACAUUACGCCAGCGUUAUGGAGGAAACCUGAUUCACACAUUUGCAGGACCAAAUAUGGUUGUCAUUAACCCACUUAGUUCUCCAUCGAUGUACUCUGAGAAGGUAAUGCACAUGUUUAAAGGCUGCCGGAAGGAAGAUUCCUCUCCUCACAUCUACUCAGUCGCACAGACGGCUUACCGUAACAUGCUCAUGAAUCGCCAAGAUCAGUCUAUUGUUCUGCUAGGAAGCAGUGGCAGUGGUAAAACCACCAACAGUCAGCACCUCGUUCAGUACCUGGUCACCAUCGCAGGCAACACCAGCAAGAUCUUUUCUGUUGAGAAGUGGCAGGCUGCAUACACGAUCUUGGAGGCAUUCGGUAACAGCACCACCUGUAUGAAUGGAAAUGCUACUCGUUUCUCUCAAAUCAUCUCCCUUGAUUUUGACCAAGCUGGACAGGUAGCUUCAGCUUCAGUGCAGACUAUGUUGUUGGAGAAGGUGAGAGUAAUAAGGCGCCCAGAAAAUGAGGCAACAUUCAAUGUGUUUUAUUAUCUCCUGGCUGCUACUGACAAUGCCCUGAGAACCGAGCUUCACUUUAACCACUUGGCGGAGAAUAAUGUAUUCGGCAUCGCUCCACUGUCCAAGCCUGAAGAGAAGCAGAAGGCAGCUCAGCAGUUUGGAAAGCUUCAGGCUGCUAUGAAAGUUCUUGGGAUCUCUGCUGAUGAACAGAAAGCAUUUUGGCUCAUACUGGGAGCCAUAUGUCAUUUAGGUGCAGCAGGAGCUACAAAAGAAGCUGACGAAGCUGGGAGGAAGCAGUUUGCCCGUCACGAGUGGGCCCAGAAAGCAGCUUACCUAUUGGGCUGCAGCUUGGAAGAACUUUCAUCAUCCAUCUUCAAACAUCAGCCUAAGAGUGGCAUGCAGCGAUCAACAUCUUUCAGGAAAGGGCCAGAUGAAUUUGGACAGGGAGACAGCUCAGGACCAAAAAUAAGUGCACUGGAGUGCCUGGAAGGCAUGGCAUCUGCAUUGUAUGCUGAACUGUUCACACUCCUCAUCUCAUUGAUUAACAGGUGUCUGAAAUCUAGCCAACACUCAUUUUAUUCUAUAAUGAUUGUUGAUACACCUGGAUACCAGAAUCCAAAAUUGGCAAACCAAGGCAGAGGAGCAACCUUUGAAGAUCUGAGCCACAACUAUGCCCAGGAGCGCCUGCAGUCUCUCUUUCAUGAGAGGACAUUUGUUCAGGAACUGGACAGUUAUAAGGAGGAGAAUAUAGAGCUUGCAUUAGAUGACAUAGACUCCAGUACUUCUCUCUCUGUAGCAGCUGUAGAUCAAGCUUCACACCAGGCUCUGGUACGCACAUUGGCCCGGACAGAUGAAGCCCGGGGACUUCUCUGGUUGCUUGAAGAAGAAGCAUUGCAACCUGGUGGUAAUGAAGAUAGUCUUCUGGAGCGGCUUUUCAGUUAUUAUGGCCCACUGGAAGGGGAUAAGAAAGAUCAGAGCCCACUGCUUAAAAGCAGUAGAACACAUCACUUCUUUUUGGGGCACAGCUUUGGAACCAAUUGGGUGGAAUACAAUGCAUCAGGCUGGUUGAACUAUGCCAAACAGAACCCGGCAUCACAGAAUGCUGCAGCACUUUUGCAGGAUUCACAAAAGAAAAUAAUCAGCAGCCUGUUUUCAGGCCGUGUUGGCACAGCUACGGUACUGUCUGGCUCUAUUGCUGGUCUUGAAGGUGGGUCCCAACUUGCCCUGAGACGUGCAACCAGUAUGAGAAAAACCUUCACAACUGGAGUCGCAGCUGUCAAGAAGAAGUCUCUCUGUAUUCAGAUUAAGCUACAAGUGGAUGCCCUGAUUGACAUUAUUAAGAAGUCACGUAUCCAUUUUGUCCAUUGUUUCCUCCCAAAAUCUGAAGGCUGUAGUAUGGACAGCAGGAUUCCCUCUGGCCUUACUCCCAAAAUGUCAACCAGUGAGGUGGAUCUCCAUGGGGAGCACUGCGACUCAGGACUUAUGCAGCUGGACAUUCCUUUACUAAGGGCCCAACUCCGAGGAUCCAAGCUACUUGAUGCUCUGAGGGUGUAUCGCCAAGGUUACCCAGGUCACAUGGUUUUCUCUGAGUUCAGACGCCGAUUUGAUGUCUUGGCUCCACAUUUAACCAAGAAGCAUGGACGUAACUAUAUUGUCACAGAUGAAAAACGAGCAGUGGAAGAACUUCUGGAGUGCCUGGAUCUGGAAAAAAGCAGCUACCAUAUGGGCCUUAGCAGAGUAUUUUUCAGAGCUGGUGUUUUAGCAAAGUUGGAAGAACAGAGGGACGAAACAACAAAAAAGCACAUUACACUUUUCCAGGCUGCUUGUAGGGGAUACCUGGCCAGACAGCGCUUCAAAAAGCGAAAGAUUCAAGAGCGGGCCAUCCGUUGUAUUCAGAAGAACAUUGUCAAGAACAAGGGGGUGAAGGACUGGCCCUGGUGGAAGCUUUUCACUACUGUGCGACCACUUAUUCAAGUUCAGCUAACAGAAGAACAGAUACGAGGCAAAGAUGAGGAAAUUCAGCAGCUGCGUGGUAAGCUGGAUAAAAUAGAGAAAGAGCGAAAUGAGCUUCGCUUGCAAAAUGACCGUCUAGAGAGCAGGCUCACAGAACUUAACUCUGAGCUCACUGAUGAGAGAAACUCUGUGGAGUCAGCCACCCAGCUUUUAGAAACUGAGACUGCAGAGAGACUUAGGGUUGAAAAGGAAAUGAAAGAUCUCCAGGUAAAGUUUGACACCAUAAAGAAACAGAUGGAUUCCAUGGAGAUGGAGGUUAUGGAGGCCCGACUCAUUAGAGCAGCAGAUCUCAAUGGGGAGCUUGACGAUGACGACUCUGGUGGAGAGUGGCGUAUGAAGUAUGAACGUGCAGUUCGUGAGACUGAAUUCACAAAGAAACGCCUGCAGCAACAGUUUGAAGAUAAAUUAGAAGUAGAACAGCAGAACAAGCGACAGCAGGACAGAAAACUAACUGAUCUUCAGGCAGACAAUGAUGAGCUUCAACGUAGCCUUCAACUGGUGAAGAAGAAAUGCCAAAGGCUGACAGCAGAGCUUCAGGACACCAAACUACACCUAGAAGGGCAACAGGGACGGAACCAUGAGCUGGAGAAGAAACAGCGAAAGUUUGACAGUGAGCUUUCACAGGCUCAAGAUGAAGUGCACAGAGAAAAGCUUCAGAGGGAAAAGCUCAGCAGGGAAAAGGAUACAUUGACAUCAGAAGUGUUCACUCUGAAGCAGCAGCUGGAGGAGAAGGACUCGGACAUGGCUCUUCUUGUCCAGAAAGUGGACCAACUAGAAGCAGAGCUGCAGGACAUGUCUUCACAUGAAUCCAAGGACGAGUCAUCUCUGGCCAAGGUCAAGAAACAACUGCGUGAUCUGGAGGCAAAGGUCAAGGACCAGGAAGAGGAACUUGAUGAACAGGCUGGAACCAUUCAGAUGCUAGAGCAGGCAAAACUACGUUUGGAGAUGGAAAUGGAGAGACUGAAGCACACACACUCCAAGGAACUUGAAAACAAAGAUGAAGAGGUAGAAGAAGUCAGGCAGUCUUGCCAGAAAAAGCUAAAACAGAUGGAAGUACAGCUGGAAGAGGAAUAUGAAAGCAAACAGAAAAUCCUCCGUGAGAAGAGGGACCUUGAGAACAAGUUAGCUACAGUUAGCGAACAGGUCAGUCAGCAUGACUUUGAGACAGAGAAGCGGCUGAAGAAAGACCUGAAGCGGACAAAAGCGCUCCUGGCAGAUGCACAGAUUAUGCUGGAUCAUUUGAAGAACAAUGCACCAAGCAAGAGGGAGAUUGCUCAACUCAAAAAUCAGCUGGAGGAAUCUGAAUUCACCUGUGCUGCAGCAGUGAAGGCACGUAAAUCCAUGGAAGUAGAAAUUGAAGAUCUCCACAUACAAAUGGAGGACCUCUCCAAAGCAAAGACAGCGCUGGAAGAACAGGUCAGUCGUCUACAGCGGGAGAAGAAUGAUUUGCAGAGUCGACUAGAGGAGGAGCAGGAGGACAUGAAUGAACUGAUGAAGAAGCACAAGGCGUCUGUAGCACAGUCAUCCAGAGACCUGACUCAGAUCAGUGACUUGCAGGCACAGCUGGAAGAAGUCAACAAGGAGAAGCAAGAAAUUCAAGAAAAGUUACAGGCACUACAGUCCCAGUUAGAGUUCAUGGAGCAAUCCACAGUAGAAAAAUCUCUUGUCAGCAGACAGGAAGCCAAAAUUCGUGAACUGGAAACCAAACUGGAAUUUGAAAGAACCCAGGUGAAACGUUUGGAGAGCUUAGUUAGUCGUCUGAAGGAAAACCUGGAGAAGUUGACAGAAGAGAGAGAUCAGAGAGGUGCUGCAGAAGAUCGAGAAAAGGAGCAGAAUAAGAGGUUGCAGCGUCAGUUGCGGGAUGUCAAGGAGGAGAUGGGUGAAAUUAGUAAGAAGGAAGCAGAAGCAAGUCGGAAGAAACAUGAGCUGGAAAUGGAUAUUGAAAGCUUGGAAGCAGCUAAUCAGAGUCUGCAGGCAGAUUUGAAGCUGGCCUUUAAGAGAAUCGGAGACUUACAGGCAGCUAUUGAAGAUGAAAUUGAAAGUGAUGACAAUGAAGACCUCAUUAACAGUUUGCAGGACAUGGUGACAAAGUAUCAGAAACGAAAGAAUAAAACUGAGGGUGACUCUGACACAGAUUCCGAAAUUGAAGAUCGUGUUGAUGGGGUCAAGUCAUGGCUGUCUAAAAACAAAAGCUCAUCAAAGAAUUUUUCUGAUGAUGGCAGUUUGAAGAGUUUCAGGUUUGGGGCAAAUGUAGAUGCAAAAGAUGAAAAGGAGGGAAAGAACUGGAAGGAAGGAAAGGAGGUGAAGGAAGUAGAAGAGAGUAGACCUGUCUCUGUAAUGAGUUCUCUCAGCUACAGGAAGCGAGUGAGCCUCAAGGAUUCGAUAGGUGGCAAAGGGGAUGAAGACUCCCUGUUUUCUACACUGAAAGAACGGGCAGAUUCCCCCGAAAGAUGCUACAGAAAGUCCAAGAAAAAUUCCAGUGCAGAUAACCUGGAUGAUACUCUUUCUGUGAGCUCCUGGAGGAAGAGUCAAGGCAGUGGUGGUGGUGAUUUAGAUGAUCGAGGAUCUGUUGUAUCUCAAGCUUUCUCCGAGGCCAACAGUAGAGCUAGGAAAGGAUUAGAUAAAAGGUGGAACAUUGCUAAUUCUGACUUUGACAAAGCUUCUACCAUCUCAGUCCCUGUUAGUCGAGCUUCUGCAUGGCGGGGCUUUGAAGCUGAUGAUGAUGUCAAAUCUUCUGUGAGUUUUGCCUUAUCGAGUCCUGGAAGUGUAAGGCGCAGUGUAUCGCGGCUUGAUGAUGAUGGUCUGAGUAGCUAUAGUCCAGUCAGUCCUUCACUUAGCCGAAAGUCAGAGUUCAUUAUGCAGAGCCCACCUUUGUCUAACCGUACAGAUUCAAGGAUAUCCCUUUCAAGAAGUCGCUUAAAUGAAUUAGAUGAUGAUAGUGCUAGUGUAGCUCUGAGUGAUACUAGGUCUGCAUAUAGUCAGCAUUCCACUGGUCGUAGUUUUUCAGUUCCCCCAAGACCUAGAACAUCAGCAUCUGAUGAAGGCUUUCCAGAGAACCCUGAUAUUAAACCUGUUGGCCACCGUAAUUAUUUGGACCCAGACUUGGAAGCUGCAAUCAAUGAAGUCUUGAACUAUAAACCUAUAGUGUUUAAAAGAAAGAGUUUGGAACAAGACUCAGAAGAAGAAGACGACAGACAAAGUGUGAGAAGCAUGAAGAGUCUUCAGCAACAUGGGGAAGGCCAUACCACUAGCCUUCGUAGGUCUGCCUCAGCUGUGGACUUCUCUAGACCGCAGAAUCGGAAGAGUAGAAGUAAGAAGAAGAAAAGUUUGGAGCUAGAAGACUCUUCACACGAAAGUCACAGAAAGAGGAGCUCAAAGAAGCGCUCAAAGAAGUCCAAAAAGUCCAAAAAGAGAACUACCAACUCUGACUCUUCCUCUUCCUCCUCCUCCUCAUCAUCAUCAGAGUCAGAAUCAUCCUCAUCAUCCUCAUCAGGCUCCACAGUGUCUUAUCGAAGCCAUGGCAGCAUAAAGAAAGCUCCUAGAAGGGGACACUCAGGAUCUGAAGAUGAGGAUGCACGAGGCAGCAUGACAGAGAAAAAAAGUGAACGGAAAACCAAAAAGGAAGACAAGAAAAAUAAGCAGAAAGUGGACAGUGUGAUGAUGAAGUACCUGUACAGGCCAGAAAGUGAUUAACAUGACAGCCCCCCAUCGUAUCGUAAAAAUAUAAGCCUUUCCAAAUCAGAUGAGGAGCAAGAUGACGAUGAUUCCACAUAUAAGCCAAAAUAUUCAAGCCGAUCUUUCUUGAGUGAUAGUGACACUGAAU